AAACAAUCAAAACAAAAAGCCCGACGAGAGAGAGAGACAGCUCAACUGAAAAAAUCUACCGAUAGUGCCGAUUAUUGCCAUAAAAAUCGUGAAAAAUUAGUGAAAUUAUCAGAAAAACAUAGUGAAACCGAGCUUAGGAGUUACCGGCACUUGAUGGCCCCGGAUUUUCGCAAUUCAAAUCAAAAUUCAACAAACGAUCGCGAAGAUGUCCUUCUCGGCCAAGCUGGAGCUGCUGCAGAAGGGGUUUGCCGACGGUGGUGCUAGUAGCGCCGCCGAAAGUUUACAACAGAUGAGGCAACUGGUCGAAAGCAUUCCGAAGCCAGCCGAUCGGGAAAAGACGGCUGUUUACGUGUUCAAGGAUUUGUUGGCGGUUUUCGGGGAUGUGGCCGAACGGGGAGAACGGGAUCCCCACUGUCAGGUGGUGGCUGAGGGGUUGCGGUAUCUGAUUGAGGUGUGCCGCGAAGCGGACGAAGCCAUUCGGUGCCACUUUGUGCUGCGGGUUUACAACCUGGUGGUCAAGCUCAGCACGCGUGAGGACAAACGAAUGACGGUGGUGCAAUGCGCCCGGCUGAUGGAGAGUUGUCACUGGUCCGAGGAACACAUGGAACUGUUCCUCCGGGUCAGCCGGGUGGUGCUAAAAAUGAUCUACGACGUACACACGCGAAAACUGGACCAGGCCCAUCGGGAGCUGAUUCCGGCGGGAAUCGAUGUGAUAUGCUCUAUCACGGUGCGGUUGAUGAAACACUGCGCCGAUUCGGGGCAGGCGGACACGCGAUCAAAAGCGUUGGGAAUCUACGGUGAUGUGUUUGACAAUUCGGUAGCUUUGCUGUACCGGCUGUUCAGUAUGGAUCAGAAGCGGGCGGGUGCAUUUUUCGACGAAGUGGUGGACGUUUUCCGUACGAGUAGGAAAUUUAGCGAAUCGGAGAUGAAGGAGGCGUUUCACAGGACUUUGCCGUACUUGGAGACUAUCCUGAGUUUCGGAGAAGCGUCCAAACCGUAUUUGAGGUUUCUCGAAGUGCUUAGGAUAUUCGAAGGGAUCAAAGAGGAGCCGGCAGCCUCCUGUGUCUGGCUACUUAGGAAAUAUCUAGGUUUUCAAAAUAGUCCAACGCCGGACAUGGAAUCGUUGAAAUCCGUGUCGGAGAAGUUAAAGCUCCUAAGUGGGAAGUCACCACCGGACGCGCUCCUGAUGGAAGUGGUCAUUUUCAUCACACUUCAGCUAGGGAUUCAUCUCAAUCAAAUUAAGCACCAAUCGGCGGAGUUGGCCGAACCGGUUAUAGAGUUGUGCAAGUCGUUGUUCAAGUUUGGGAAGUACUGUCCUCGGGAUUAUUCCCAGCUGUGCGCCCGUUGUGGCAGUUCCAGUCGGCAUUUCGUGGAUUACGUGUCGACGAUGGUCAUCAAUCUGGCCAUGGCGAUGUCCAAGGCCGGGAAGGUGUUAACACCGGAGCUGGUGGGAUUGGUUUCCGGUUUUCUUCGGCACAAAAUGCUUACGCUGGACGAUUUAAGCUGCGAGAAGAAACAAUCGCUGCUGGACGCAGGACUGCGGUACAUCGUCAACUGGAUUAGGGUCGCUCUACAGUUGGUGCCUGGAAAGGAGCUUUUGGAGCUAGCCCGGUUAGCGGUGGACUUCAAGUACAAGUACGACUUUGGCUUUCUGACCGAUAGUUAUCUAAUAAAACUGAUGGAGAAUUGUCUGAAGGAUUACGGAAUAUGCCAAGCUGCAAUCGAUAUCAAGUUGGUGAGAUUGAUUUCGGCGCUGCGUAAUGGAAGUUCCAAGGAAGACUCCAAGGAAGUCGACGAGACUAUCUAUUCGAUAGUCAAUUUUCAGUUAAGCGCGAAAAACGAAGCUAUUCGUGAUUUGAACCUAGUGGACCUGAUUCAGCGUCCAGAGCUUGAUCUUUUCGGAUUUCCCAUUGACCCGGAGCUUAGCAGGUCAGAAAAAGCGGCAAUCCUCAUCGUAGAAAUGAACUUAGCUUCUCGUUAUAAGAGUUCGAAUGUUCUGCAAUACUUCCAACUGCUCCUAGAACUUGACGCGGAUCCGCUGCGAUUGGGAAUGGCCAUCUACCUGUUUCCUGAUGCUGGAUUCUAUCAGGUCGCUCCGGAAACCGUGGAUAGGUUGAAGCGUAAAAUUCUUGAAGCGCGACCUACGAGCCCGGCAGAUAUCAUUCGCCGACAUGGAGCUCUAGGUGUUCUGAACUAUUACGCUUUCAGCGCCACUUCCAAAAUCACAGUGAGUAAACUGAAAGACUCCCAACUGAAUCGGGAAACUAUCAAGAAAGACCAAAUCAACGAUGUCCUAAAAGAGAACAUUAUGGAGCAAGAGCUAGUUUUGCUAUCGCAAUUGGAAGACACCUACGCCAAUUUCCGGGACAUGGUCCUAGCUUUGGCGGAAUCGUCUUUUCAGCACUUCCAUCUGAUCUACUCACUCAAUCAGAUUUCCUCUAUGAUCGACAACACCAGCCGCUUUUUCGUCAUCAACUAUUACCCUCGCAGGGCCGUAGAAACCCAGUUUCUCAACUACCUCCUAAUCUGCCAGAAACCCGAACGAAUCUUGGAAUUGUGCUGCCCUCUCGGAUUCCUCAUCGAAAACCACCAAAUGUACCUUCAACUUCUGAACGAUCCACUCUACAAAAAGCCCUGGGCGCCCUCCAUAGACGCCCUCAUCCAAAAGGCCACCAACAUCAUCGCUUCCCAUUCAUCCGGCAUCCCAGAGUCCCGGAAAUACCACUUCCUGAAUCUGUACCUGUCUCUCUCCCAAUACGAAGCAUCACACCAGAAUCUCCCGGCAGCCAUCACCUACAUCCAAACCCUCGCCGAGCUCCUCCAAAACUCCCAACCCAGCUGCCCCACCAGUGCCAUCAUCCGGGGUCGCAUCUAUCACACCAUCUUCCGGUUGGUCACCCAGCACAACCUACCGACCCCCCGCCAGAUGCCCAUUCGGAACUUCAUCCGUCUGAUGCUGGCCCAUUACAACGAGUUGCAGAAACUGCCUUCGGACCAGGGAUUCAUCGUGUCCACCAGCACGCUGGAGAUGACGGUGGAAACGGUGCGGUACCUGGUGCUGCGCUACGACACCGAUCGGCUGGAGGCGCACGUGGAGCAACUGUUGCGAUUUGUGCUGAGACGCGGGGCCGGACUCCGGGCGAUGCAGCUGAUGGUUUUGUACGCGGCGAUGAGCGCCGACGGCGAGAAGGAGGACAAGUGUCAGAUGCUGCUCACCUAUCUGGAUCGUCUGUUGAUGUUCCGUCCGCUGGAAUCGGAUAACAAAGCCCUAGUGAAGGAUCCUACCGCCAUGACGCUGGAAGUGCCGGUCAUCUCCCUCGCCGACGAUCCCAACUCGAGGAACCCCAUUCGAAAAGCCGUCAAAUACGCCAAAUCUCCAACGAGCCGCAGCCCAUCGCCUCGACCGUUGGUCGAUCAACCGAUCGAUCACCGCCAGUAUCUGAUCUACCAUCAAGGCGGAUGUAGUUGUCAGUACUGCCGCUUUCCGCAGUACAAGUGCCAGGCGCUGCUGGUGGCGACCCUAUACGCUCGGUUGGCCUUCCUCAAGGGUCAACUUGGACGCUGUCAGGAGAUUUACGACGCCGUUGGCAAACAUUGGACUCGAAGUCAGAAGGUAUUUGACGGUUCUAGUCUGGUGGGGUGGGACGAGUUUGCUACGUUGAUGGCCAGGGGCUUUCUGUAUUGUGGACAAUUUCGGGCCAAGGAGGGGGAUCUCGAGCAGGCUCGGGGGGAAUUCGAUAGGAGUUUGAAUGUGUUGAAAGGAGUUUCGAAAGAGGACAAGGGCUUGAUGGAAGAAGUGAAGAUGAAUAUCGCCUCAUUGGAAGAUUUGCGAUUAUUGAAUCAGGUUAGGGAGAAGGAGAGCCGAUUUCCGGAAUUUGAAAACUUUAUUAAAGAACAUCCACGACCGGUCUGUCCGCCAACUCCAUCUGUGCAAGUGGGUAGGAUGAACGCGUUUACGCCAAGAGUAGGUACCACUAGGAUAAUGCCAAAGACGGCCGUCAGAGCGGAUGAUCUUAUAAAGCUGGUCGCUCGGAAGCGACUGAAAACUACUCUUGCCAAAGACUAUUGCAAGGAAUCGGAACUGGUCAGUGCCAUGUCGGGAUUGUCCUGUGCCUCGGAAAGGCGACCGAACCCCGUCAGCAUCUUCGUCGACACACCGGAGAAGCCUUCGGGAACAAUCAAGGGCAAAAAGAAGCUCUUUACCCAGGAAGCAUCCUCGAAAGAUUCUGAGGAAUCUCCGAAAAAGCGAGGCCGCCGCAAAAAGACGCAAGAAGGCGAAACGCCGGCAGCUCCGAAGUCCACUCGGAAGAAACGAAUCCAGCUAAGCCCUACCCUGAAGACAUCCUCCUCCAACGAGUCCUUCAAAGAUAUCCUAGUCAAGUGCAGCACUCCCAUCUCGAUAUCCCUCGGGAACAAAUGUCGGACAGCGACCUCAAAAAAGCCGAAAAUGACACCGGCCUUCCCGAAACUGAUCUCCAAGGAAUCGAAAUCUCCGGAGAUCCCACAGAACCAUUCCUUCAAUAGCUCUUUCCGGGAUGUGCUCCUCCAAUCCCUUAGCGAGUCCACCUCCGGCAAACCUUCCGCAAAAGACAGCAGCGUCAUCGUUCUGGACGACUCGGAUGUGAUAAACACCAGUCUCACGCAGAACAAUUCCGUUAACGAAAGCCGAAACGGAUGUCUCUCGUUGAAGAAGUAUUCGGAUCGGAAAACCGCGGCACCGCGUCAACGCAAAAUCAACGCGACCAAGGCGUGCCUUCAGUUUGACACAUCCUCGCCGGUCAUCGACAUCACCACGCCGGAUCAAUCUCCGGCUGUUUUGAGGGCGGUACGUUCGUCCGGUGGAAGUGCAACGACGACGGCAACCACGAAGGACGAUCUGAAGAAGACGCGGGGGCGAACGAAGGCGAACAGGGUGGCGACAGUAACGACCAGCAGCAGUCGAAAGGUGGUGACGAAGGAGGUUUCUCCGGAAGUGGCGGAAGCAGGUGAGGUAGUCGUGCCAAGGACAACGCGGAACAAGGUAAGAACUCGCCGGGGAGAGUAGUUAAAGUAUUUGUAUUAUUUUUUUUGUAAUUCUUUGUAUUUAUGAGCAAUUUUACCCUAGGUUAGUAAACCAAAUUUACGAUUCCGUUUUUAAGUUUUAUUUCGAUAAUGAUAUUCUUCGUUUACUCUGUUGAUUUAGAUCAAUAACAAGCGCUUUAGCAUUUAAUA
Aedes albopictus (Asian tiger mosquito) is the source of this 5211-nucleotide messenger RNA. RefSeq lists its product as uncharacterized. Bases 206 to 5044 code for a protein of 1612 amino acids. Lineage: Eukaryota; Metazoa; Arthropoda; Insecta; Diptera; Culicidae. The transcript is spliced from 5 exons. The record is from RefSeq and is a predicted model, not a curated record.